AAACACGUGAUUUUAUAUUUACUCAUUUGUAAUUUCUAGCAGCGUUCAAAAACAAUUUUGAACAAAACGUUAGAAAAUGUGUUAAUGGCUUACGCGGAUACUUGUUCAGCGAAAAAAGAAGAAAAUAAAUAUGUUCAUCGACAUGUACCUACAGGAGAAAACUUAAAUCUCAAAUGUCCAGCCUCGGAAAAUGUACGAAUACUUUUAUUUAAAGAAUGUCCAUUAAGUGAUAGAGAGUUAAUUUUUGACUCUAAUUUGACAAAAAUCCAAAAUUGUAUAACUAAUAAUGAAAAAAAUAAUUCAGAAGAACUGUCCAAUUUGACGGAAUUGAUUUUUGGCUCUGCUGCUAUGAAGUAUCAAGAAACUUAUUAUAAGAUACACGAUAUAUCUUCUCCGCAACAAAUUAUUUUUACUCAGGUUUUUUCCUCUCCCAAGAAGUUUCGACCAAAUAAAACAUCUAGUAAUCAACCUAGUACCAGUUUUCUUUCUAAUGCAAGUUUACAAGACUAUAAUAGUUCAUUUGCCAGCUCAAUAUCUCAAGCAUCACUCAGCUCAAAAUCAUCCAACUCCUUCUCAUUAAUUUUGAGAAAUAAUUCAACAGCUACAACGAUCGAUUCAGGAUUUUCUGACUUCUCCAGCAACUCUUCACUAAAUAGAUCAUAUGAAAGUUUUGCCAGAAGAAGGAGCACAUGCGGAUCAUUUUUCAGCGAUUCGGAAUCCUCAAAGAGCUUAGCACUGAAUUUCAAUAACAUCAGAUUAGGAUUGGCAUUGAUUUUACAUAAGCCGGAGAAAAAUCCGUUAACAAAAAAUCUGUAUAUCCAAAAUAUACCCAUUAUAGAAUCGAUUUUAUGGAGAGUUCGACAAUAUGUGGAGAUCGCUCUCAACUCUCCCAGAUUAUUUUUAUCUACUAUGAUUGAAAUAUCAGUAUUGAGUGCAAAAUGGUUAACGAAAGAAUUAAAUUUUUGGACGAAAACCGAAUCCGUAAUACACCAAAGUUAUUAUGGAACUCUAAUGAGUAUUUUCAAAAAUCGAUUUCCGAGAAGUUUAUUUUUCAAAUACGAUGAACAAGACGAGAAAUUUGAAAGUUUCUGUCAAACUGUACAAGAAUUGGAACGAAAAGAAACUAAUUUCUUUCUGAGCACACUUCUAACAGCAGUGUUAACCCAUCAUACCGGAUGGAUUGCUACUUGUUACCACUUGGAAAACUUGUCUGUUAAUGAAUCGUAUCACGUAGUUUGGAAACAAUUAACGAACUUAUAUGGAGCAACGGGUUACUUGACGAAAACAUCAAAAACUGUAAUAUAUGGAUUAAAAAAUGAAAAUACCAUUAAGAAAGUCUUAAACUUUAUACAAUAUUUUAUGAGGUUCUUCAAAAUAGAAAGACGAUAUAUUGAACGAAGCAAUAUCAUUGAGGAAAAUAAAAUUGUGGAUGAAAUUUGUACUAAAGUGCGCCAGGAUAGCAUUCCAAACGAAUUUCCAAUGUUGAGAAAAUCAGGACUUUUAAGGACAAAAACGAAUGAAGUGGAUCUUACAAAAUUAGUUGACGAUGAAAAUAAGAGGAGAAGUAUAUGUAAAUCGAAAGCUGUUAAUCGCGAACUAAGUGCUCUAAAUGAAGAAUCUGAUUUAAACUAUGAAGAAUUUGACGAUAAACCAGUUUUAUUCAUAUUGGGAGACCAUGAAAAACUGCAAAAUUUGAAAAAACCUCAAACGAGUGAACCUCUUCAGAGUAUAAAUGAAAUAAUUAAAGACUCAAGGCGACAAAUGGAAACAAAGAAGCUUAAAAUUGUAAAAUUUCCUCUACCCAAAUUUGAAUAUGUUGGGGAUGUUUCGGAAGUAUCACCUAAUCCUUUCUUACCAGACAUUGAUUUUUUCGAAAACUUUGUUCCAGAUAAAGCAUAUCAGGGAACAAACAUUCCCAAAGAACAAUGGAAAAAUAUUUUAUCAAAAGAUCUUUCCUUAAAAAAAUCUUGUUUAUUUCCAGACGAGAUAAACGAGAAAGUAGUCAUUCUAGGUGAUACAGAUAAAUGGGAUGUACAAGUUUGGUCAAGUUUGCGAAGAAGGAUGAUUAAAAACGAAGCAGAAAAUAUUGUAGAUUCGUCACCUCUAGUAUCAAAUAUGUUGGAGGUUAUUAUACAAAUGAGGAAGUUGAAUAUGUCAAAAGAGCAGUGUACUACAUUUAUGGAGCAAAAGUUGAUAGAAAUAUGUUUAAGAGCCAAUGCAUUAACAGAGUUUCUAUUAACUACAGAUUUUUGUUCGAUGGAUGUUUUAUUGAAAACUUUGAAUCUAAACAUUGUGGAUAUACCACUUUUAAUGUCCGUUGGUUCUAAUAUUGAUCCACGGAUUUUACAAAAAUACGGGCUGAGCUAUCAAUGAGAUAUUUCUUUUUGUUUUUAUUGUUUCAUUAAUCUUAUAUAAACUUAAAUUUAUAUGAACUUGACUUAUUGCAUUAUAAUAAUUAGUUCAAUAAAAAAUUACCAAA
Messenger RNA from Diorhabda sublineata, 2479 nucleotides. Its product is annotated as folliculin-interacting protein 2. Gene Ontology annotation, molecular function: ATPase inhibitor activity; protein-folding chaperone binding. The record is from RefSeq and is a predicted model, not a curated record. The coding region runs from base 85 to 2373 and encodes 762 amino acids. Gene Ontology annotation, cellular component: cytoplasm. The transcript is spliced from 10 exons. Lineage: Eukaryota; Metazoa; Arthropoda; Insecta; Coleoptera; Chrysomelidae.